UCUGUCUCGGUAGUCAGUACACUGAGUGAUUCAACAUGGCUAACGUCAGAGACAGUGAUACUUCAUUGUGGCUACAUAAUAAAUUGGGAACUUCAAAUGAUUCGUGGACAGGUGGAUCAAUUUGUUCUCAGUUAAAUGCAGAAGUUUUGAGAAAUAUUAAGGAUUGUUUUCCUGACCUACAAACUCAAGUGAAACUGAAGUUGUUACUGUCGUUCUUCCAUAUACCUAGAAGAAAUAUUGAAGAGUGGAGAGUUGAAUUAGAAGAAAUCCUAGAGGUGGCACAAGUGGACAGUGAACAGUGGGUAUCAAUGUUGGCAGAAAUGAUGAGAACAAUACCAAGCACAGGCUCUUUUAAUGACGAAAUCUCUGAAAAUGAUGAAAAUAGAAGGAUAUUUUCCGAUCUUGUGAAUGACCUACGUAAGCUGGUGAGAAAAAAUGUUGAUUUGGGAAUGUUACCUUUGGAAUGUCAUUACCUGAAUAAAUCAGCUCUUGUCAGUGUAGUGGGUCAACAGUCACCACCAGCCAAACACUUUACACUGAAGAGGAAGCCAAAGUCAGCAGCUCUGCGGGCAGAGUUGCUACAGAAGUCUGCUGAUGCCAUCAGUAACAUGAAGAAGAGUACAACUCCUACAGUACCUGUAAGGUCCCGAGGGAUGCCAAGGAAAAUGACUGAUACUACACCCCUGAAAGGGAUUCCAAGUCGUGUGCCUACAGGAGGGUUCAGAUCACCCUCCUUGAACAACCCACUUAUGUCCAGACCAUCGCUGUCUCGUACACCUGCUGGCCGCAAGGAUGGGGGCAUCAAGCUACUUGAUAUAAACGAACAACCUCUGGGAUAUGCUCAAGCCAAGAAACGGAAAAGGAUGCAAGAAAUGGAGGAAGCUAAGCGAGCUGCAGAAGCUGCACAGAGCUCAGCUCCAAGUGCGGGUGGUACCACUCCGGACUAUGCUGUUGGACUGACGGCUCUCAACCCUGCAACUCCACAGCCCAUAUACACACCAACAACUCUCACCACUGCACCUGGUGCCACCACAACUGUGUUAACAACAGGACCAGCCUCACUGACUGAGACUGUCACCACCCCCACCACUCCUGCUGCUCCUGCUGCUGUUCAGGCAUCAUCUGCUGUACCAGUGGUCCAGGUCCGUCAAGCGCAACCACAACAGACGAUUGUGACGAAACUUCCAGUCCAAUCAACCAACAAACCCAGUCUAUCUCUCACGAGAGAACACAUGCUUGAGGCUCAAGACAUGUUCAGGACUUCCAACAAAGUUACUCGGCCGGAGAAGGCUCUCAUCCUGGGAUUCAUGGCUGGCUCAAGAGAGAACCCUUGUCCACGCCUGGGUAAUAUUGUUACAAUUAAGUUGAGUGAGAACCAAGAGAACGUGAGACAACCAGAUGACACAUACCUGACCAUGCUAGUGGAGACACACUUCCAGAUGAACUACAAUACUGGCGAGUGGAAGAGGAUACAGAAGUACCGGGAAAUAGACGAGAGUCAGCUUGUGACUGUAGCCCAGCAGCCUGCUCCGACACCUCCUCCUGCACCUACACCUGCUGCAGCUACACCGCCCACGUAACACCCGCUUCUGCAGGUUAUCUGAGUCUUCAUAGAAAAGUGUUCCUACUAUGGAUAUUUUACUUUUAAAUUACUCUUCCCUACACAGUAAAUAAUGUAGCUUUUUAGGCAGUUCUUUUUAAAACUGAAUAUGAAAUUCAUCAUUUCAAUAAUUUUGUUUUUGUGUACAAAUUUAUUAGUUAGCAUUGGAGAGGUGCAUAUUUCAUUGCUCAUGUAUUUUUAUGAACUUUUUGUUUUUGUAAAUUUUCAAAUAUACUACAUUGUAUGAAUUUAUAGUCAGCCUAGAUAUAAAAUUUCGUAAAUGUACAUUGUUGUGAUAAAGUUAAAUAAUAAUUGAUGAAGAUGG
Homalodisca vitripennis (glassy-winged sharpshooter) is the source of this 1925-nucleotide messenger RNA. RefSeq names its product negative elongation factor A-like. Lineage: Eukaryota; Metazoa; Arthropoda; Insecta; Hemiptera; Cicadellidae. The record is from RefSeq and is a predicted model, not a curated record. Gene Ontology annotation, biological process: negative regulation of transcription elongation by RNA polymerase II. Gene Ontology annotation, cellular component: NELF complex. The transcript is spliced from 11 exons. Bases 36 to 1580 code for a protein of 514 amino acids.